AUGUGGGUUUUCCGUCGAGUUGUCUUCGAGAGUCUCAUCGAUACCAUGCUAUUUCCCAAGGCAUAUUCUAGCUCGCAUCUGGCCAAUAUGCAGCUUCAAUAUUCGUUCCGGCGAAUCCAGCGAUUCACUUCAGAGUACUCUACCUCCGUCUUUACACAAUAUGAGUCUGAGAGGACUGGGAUGAGGGUGGUCACUAUUGACCAGAAGGGACCAGAGGUUCAGGGGCACUUUGUACUUGCUACAGAAAUUCACGAUGACUCUGGAGCACCCCACACGCUGGAGCAUCUGUGCUUUAUGGGCUCCAGAAAUUAUCAAUACCCAACUUUCCUUCGCAAGCUUUCAGAAAGAGCAUAUUCGGGGAUAAAUGCCUGGACGUCAACAGACCAUACUGCUUACACCCUAGACACCGCCGGAUGGGAAAGUUUUGCUCUGGUACUACCUGUGUACUUGGAACAUGUCAUUGCUCCGACGUUGACUGACGCGAGUUGUUAUACGGAGGUUUAUCAUGUGGAUGGCACCGGUCACGAUGCAGGAGUUGUAUAUUCCGAAAUGCAAGGGCUUCAGAACGAUGCUUCGAGCCUGAUUGAUUUCCGAUCCCGCCGGUUACUCUAUCCCGAAGGGGUGGGCUUUCGAUACGAGACUGGUGGUAUGAUGGAGCAACUUCGAGUCCUUUCUCCAGAGAGAAUAAGAGAGUUUCACCGAGAAAUGUAUCAACCAAGGAAUUUGUGCCUUGUUAUCACAGGAGAGAUUGAUCAUGAGAAUCUCCUUACGGUGCUUGAUAAAUUUGAAGACACUAUUCUAGACAUUAUCCCAAGCCUAGAUACCCCUUUUAAACGGCCAUGGGUAGACUCGCCACAGGUUCCACCUCUUGAAAGAUCUACGAUCGAGAGAGUCGAGUUCCCAGAGGAGGAUGAGUCAUAUGGCGAGGUUGAAAUCCGAUUCUUAGGCCCUGAUUAUAGAGACCGGGUUCAAGCUGGAGCAUUGAACGUCGUCUUGCUCUAUCUUUCGGGUUCAUCUGCCUCUCUUCUGGACAACAUCCUUGUCGAAAAAGAACAGGUCGUAUCAGCGAUAUACUACAGUAUAGAGGAUGGACCUUGUACUGAGCUAAGUUUUACUCUCUCUGGUGUAGCUACGGAACAGCUAGAAGUAGUUGAACGCCGGUUCUUCGAGCUCCUUCAGGACGCAAUGAAACAAGAAAUAGACCUAAAAUAUAUGCAGGAGUGCAUUCACCGUCACCAGCGGACCUGGAAAUUUGCUAUCGAGAACUCGCCUACCCCUUUUGCUAAAUUAGUGAUAACCGACUUCCUCUUUGGGAAAAGGGAUGGCUCAACACUUCAAACUGUUGGGACAUUAGAGGAAUAUAAAGUACUAGAGAAAUGGACUGAUAUCGAAUGGCGAAAUUUUAUAAGGAAAUGGAUCUCCGAUGCACACCAUGUUUCCAUUUUAGGCGUUCCAUCGGCCAAACUGGCCACAAACCUUACCGAGGACGAGCAGAAACGUAUGGAGCACCGAAAAAAGAAACUGGGGGAGGAAGGCCUGAGGAAUCUUGCAGAAGCCUUAGAAAAGGCUAAGACGGAGAAUGGCAUGGAGGCUCCAAAAGAACUGCUAUCUAGUUUCGUUAUCCCUGGCACGGAUUCGAUCCAUUUCAUCCAAACGACAACAGCCAAAUCCGGCCCUGCUUUGAAGUUGGGGCGCCCAGACAAUGACAUCCAGCAACUAAUAGAUUCUAAUGGACCAGAGCUGCCGCUGUUCAUCCAUUUUGAGCACAUUCCUAGCAAUUUUGUGCAGUUCACUUUGAUUAUAUCGACAGCGGAUGUCCCGCUUCAAGUGCUACCCUUGCUUCCGGUAUAUAUCGAAGCUUUUUUCAGUCUUCCUAUCGAAAGAAAUGGAAGGACCAUUGCCUUUGAACAAGUCAUAGUAGAACUUGAAAAGGACACCGUUGGCCACUACAUUCAUCCAAGCUACACCAGCCCUGAAUCCCUCUCAAUUACCUUUCAGAUGGAAGUGGACAAGUAUCAAGCGGCCAUAUUAUGGCUUAAGGAGCUAGCGUGGAACUCGGUAUUCAAAGCUGAAAGGUUGGUGGCUAUCGCCACGAAGCUAUUUUCAGGUAUCCCAGAUGAAAAGAGAAGCGGAGAAGACAUGUUAGAUGCUAUCCACCUAAUGGUACAACGAGGGCAGAAUUCGAUAUCUAGGGCUCACACUGCUUUUGUGAAAGCACGAUAUUUAAAGCGUGUCAAGAAACUAUUGACUGACAAACCAGAGGAAAUUAUCUCCCAUAUGGAAGAUAUUAGAAAUGGCCUUUUCCGACCCGAAAAUUUUCGAGUUUUAGUCAUCGCCGAUCUAGAGAAACUGGCUAAUCCCGUUUCCUCUUGGGCUACUUUCGUCGAUGGACUAGACACCUCGAAGCAACUCAAGCCCAUUAUCAAGGUAGCCGAGAGGCUAAGUGAUGCUGGCAAAAAUCCAGGGAGACAUGCAUAUGUCGUCCCAAUGAAGACCAUCGACUCCUCAUAUGCCGAUACUAGCGCAAAGGGUUUAGACGCCUACGACCACCCAAAAUUACCUGCUUUGUUGGUUGCCAUUGCUUAUAUGAAUUCGAGCGAGGGGCCCCUAUGGGUCGCUAUCCGAGGUCCAGGUUUAGCAUAUGAUGGCUGCCUUAGGAACGAUAUUGAUAGUGGACUUAUACAUUUUAUGCUCUAUCGAUCCCCCAAUGCACACAAAGCAUUUGAAGCAGCAAAGCAAAUCGUUGAAGGUCUUCUGUCAGAAUCUAUCAUGGCUGACUCAGAAAUGGUGCUUGAAAGUGCAGUUAGUAGCAUUGUUAGCCGCUUUGCUGCUGAACAGCACACACAUUAUGAAGCAGCUCAUGACAAUUUUAUUAAAGAAGUGAUUCAUGGUGUGCCAAGUGACUACAAUAAGACUAUAUUAAAGAAGAUCAGAGCAGUUAAUAUGGGACAAGUAAAGGAGGUACUUCGUGAUAUUAUCAUGCCGUUGUUUACUCCAGGCAAAGCAGAUUUAUUUGUGACGUGUGCUCCAGCACUUGAAGAAAACAUCUCCCGUGGGUUCAAAUUAGCUGGGUUUAAACCGGAAACACGGACUUUUCGUGACUUUGAGGAUGACUAUGGGCUGAAGCUUGACGGGGAUGAGAGUGAUAAAGAAGACAACGAUGAUGAAGGCAGCGAGGAAGAGGAGGAGGAGGAGGAAGAAGAUGACGAUGAUGACGAUGACGAGAGAGGCGAAGACAUGAUAUAG
Messenger RNA from Arthroderma uncinatum, 3246 nucleotides. Its product is annotated as cytoplasm protein. The coding region runs from base 1 to 3246 and encodes 1081 amino acids. The record is from RefSeq and is a predicted model, not a curated record. Gene Ontology annotation, molecular function: metal ion binding. The transcript has 4 exons. Lineage: Eukaryota; Fungi; Ascomycota; Eurotiomycetes; Onygenales; Arthrodermataceae.